AUGCCCAGCGAUAAAAAGAAUAAAGAGACAGCACAAAGUACUGCAGAUUCCUAUGCUGCUUAUUCUGAAGCAGGCUAUCAAGCAACAGGUUCUGAGUAUGAUUAUAGUAAUCAGUAUUAUUAUGGUUAUGAUUAUUCAGUUGGAGCAUAUGCAGAUCCAAGUGCUACAGCAGCUGAUUACAGCAACUACAAUCAAUAUUAUUCCCAAUACUAUGAUUCAAAUACUUAUUCAACAAAAUCAACAUCAGGUGCAUCAUCAAGUUAUAAACCAACAGGCACAUUAGCGGCUGCGGGUCCUUCUCCCUAUACACCUGUAACAACAACAUCAAAUAAUGCUACAAGUGGUGUCAAGACAUAUUACCCAAAUCAAUCUAAUCCCAAUAACCCAGUAGGACCUGUUAUUAUAACAAAAUCAGGCUACGCAGGACCAUCAACUACAACUACAACUACAACUUCCGGUAGUGGCAAUAGUAGUAGCGAUAAAGACAAGAAAAAGAAAAAGAAGUCCUAUGUACGAGUUGCAGGAGGAGAAGUAUGGGAAGACCCUACUUUGGUUGAUUGGGAUGACCAAGAUUAUCGCUUAUUCGCUGGUGAUUUGGGUAAUGAGGUAACUGAAGAAUUGUUGUAUAAGACUUUUUCAAAGUAUCCUAGUCUUAUAAGAACACGUGUUGUACGUGAUUCGCGUACAAUGAAAUCAAAAGGAUAUGGCUUUAUCAGUUUCAAGGAUCCUGAUGAUUUUGUGCGUGCAUGGAGAGAAAUGAAUGGUAAAUAUGUAGGAAAUCGACCUAUUAAAUUGCGAAAGAGUACAUGGAAAGAGCGUAAUAUAGAAAUCAAGGCCAAGAAAGAAAGGGAGCGUAUGGGGCCAUAUAGUAAAAUACGUUAA
Molecule: messenger RNA, 882 nt
Organism: Rhizopus microsporus ATCC 52813
Lineage: Eukaryota; Fungi; Mucoromycota; Mucoromycetes; Mucorales; Rhizopodaceae
Product: RNA-binding domain-containing protein
Exons: 2
Coding region: 1-882 (293 amino acids)
Molecular function (GO): mRNA binding
Source: RefSeq, a predicted model, not a curated record